UUUCCGCUACCGGGUUCAAUUUGAAGUUCCCGAAUCGUGUGCGGCUAUAAUUGUAAUAAUACUUCCGACCACGUUGUGAUCGAUCCGGCUGACUGGUUUCGCAUACGUACAUGUGCCGCCGAAACGCGGUGUAAAAGCUAACAUGCACCUCCGACGCGUCCCACUCCCCUCGCCGCCUUUUCUCCCUUCCUUCUGAGUCCAAUCUUCACUGCGAGCCCUCAUGGCGACCCUCCAGGAGCGUGCGAACGCGUUCCUGCGAGAGAUCUCCAUUCCCAUUGCACGGAGGUUCAACUUGAAAUACCUCCCCGACCAUUUCCACACAGUUGUCUAUGCUGCAUUGGCGUACACGAUUUUGCAUCUUGUCAUUGCUCCUUCACUUAGUCAAUUGAUUGUUCCCGAUGUCUAUAAGGGUCUGAAAGGUCGAAAAGCGCGGAAUCGCUGGAAUAUACACAUUGUAUCUUUCGUGAACGCAGUCACGCUUUCUUGGCUUGCAUUCAAAGGGUUGGGUCAUCCGGAGCUGAGCCAGGACAAAGCCUUUGGAUGGCAUCCUAGUGUGGGGACGGCGAACGCUGUUGCAACGGGACAUUUUAUUUGGGAUGCAGCGGAUGCUAUCAUCAAUUUCACGGAUAUCGGAUUUGUUAUUCAUGGGUUUUCUUGCAUGCUAUUAUAUUCUUUGACCUUUAGACCAUAUCUUGGAUUCUACUCGCCACGGUUCUUGCUUUGGGAAUUGAGCACACCGUUUCUUAAUAUCCACUGGUUCCUGGACAAGCUAGGAAAAACUGGAGGCGCCCUACAACUCAUCAACGGUAUCAUCCUUCUCUCGACGUUCUUCUCCAUCAGGAUCGUAUAUGGAUGGUACAUGAGUUAUGAAUUCCUGUGGACGCUAUGGGAGGUCAAGGAUCAAGUCCCAACAGCCCUCACUGCUACACUCUUCAUCGGGAACAUCAUCUUGAACUCUCUGAACAUCGUUUGGUUCGUUGUAUAUUGCAUUUUCCACAUACCUCUUGUCCUGAGGGCUUCUAUGCUUUGUCUGCAGGUUCACCAAGAUGAUACAGACUAUCCGAAAACGAUUCGAGGUUGACACCUCGGGGAAACCUGCGAAUGGCAAAGCAAAUGGCAAGGCAAAUGGAAAAGCGGAGUGAAAGUCGCAUUCAAUCCACAGCUCAAACGCUUCGUGCCACAUAUUCCUUUACCCUUCACGUUUGUCGUUCUAGUUGCACUCCGCAUAACGCUACUCUUGUUGUUAUUCUCAUACUGUAGACGGGAUUGUAUGCUGUAUGUAUGUGCCAUCUAGAUAGUCGCAAUCGUCCUGUGCACCUUUUUGUGUCCUGCCAAUUCGCAUCAUGCCCUUGAGUACGGUU
This is a messenger RNA of Somion occarium, 1361 nucleotides long. The record is from the annotation of a GenBank genome assembly. Lineage: Eukaryota; Fungi; Basidiomycota; Agaricomycetes; Polyporales; Cerrenaceae.